Molecule: messenger RNA, 1722 nt
Organism: Bombyx mori (domestic silkworm)
Lineage: Eukaryota; Metazoa; Arthropoda; Insecta; Lepidoptera; Bombycidae
Product: laminin subunit alpha-like
Exons: 2
Coding region: 165-1583 (472 amino acids)
Molecular function (GO): protein binding
Source: RefSeq, a predicted model, not a curated record
AUGUUUGCGCUCAUCGCUUUGCGCACGAGCGUUUUGCACACGAUAGAUAAGUCGCGUGUAUUUAAACUGUCGGUACUUAUCAAUUGUUUUAGUACUUAUCGUCGUGUCGAACUGUGUUUUAAUAGCAUCGCAACAAUCUGCAAGUCGAACCGUUCAAUAAAAAGAUGGCCUGCAAAACGAAUAUUUGUAAGCGUUUAACAAGUGAAGAGGAUCAACGUAAGCAAUGUAAUAUCAAGGUAUGCAAUGAUUGCUCAUGUACCCCUGCUCAGUCUAAAGAACUGAAAUGUGACAAAUCUGGUUGCAUUUGUGUACCGACUGAAGGAAAGCCAUGCGUUUGCAUUUGUAAGGAAGAUGGAAAGCUCCUUCGCUGUGACGACUGCAAGUGUGAUGAAACUGGCAAAUGUGAUAAACCGGAAUGUCUCUGUAUACCGACUGAAGGAAAACCUUGUAUUUGCCUGUGUAGCGAUGACAAAGGUAAUAUAAAGGUAUGCGAUGAUUGCUCAUGUACUCCUGCUCAGUCUAAAGAACUGAAAUGUGACAAAUCUGGUUGCAUUUGUGUACCAACUGAAGGAAAGUCAUGCAUUUGCAUUUGUAAGGAAGAUGGAAAGCUCCUUCGCUGUGACGACUGCAAGUGUGAUGAAAAUGGCAAAUGUGAUAAACCGGAAUGUCUCUGUAUACCGACUGAAGGAAAACCUUGUAUUUGCCUGUGUAGCGAUGACAAAGGUAAUAUAAAGGUAUGCGAUGAUUGCUCAUGUACUCCUGCUCAGUCUAAAGAACUGAAAUGUGACAAAUCUGGUUGCAUUUGUGUACCAACUGAAGGAAAGUCAUGCAUUUGCGUUUGCAAGAAAGAUGGGAAAUUCGUUCGCUGUGACGACUGCAAAUGUGAUGAAAAUGGCAAAUGUGAUAAACCGGAAUGUCUGUGUAUACCGACUGAAGGAAAACCUUGUAUUUGCCUGUGUAGCGAUGACAAAGGUAAUAUAAAGGUAUGCGAUGAUUGCUCAUGUACUCCUGCUCAGUCUAAAGAACUGCAAUGUGACAAAUCUGGUUGCGUUUGUGUGCCGACUGAAGGAAAGUCAUGCAUUUGCAUUUGUAAGAAAGAUGGAAAACUCCUUCGUUGUGACGACUGCAAGUGUGAUGUGAAUGACAAAUGUGAUAAACCGGAAUGUCUCUGUAUACCGACUGAAGGAAAACCUUGUAUUUGUCUGUGUAGCGAUGACAAAGCUAAUAUAAAGGUAUGCGAUGAUUGCUCAUGUACCCCUGCUCAGUCUAAAGAACUGAAAUGUGACAAAUCUGGUUGCAUUUGUGUACCGACGGAAGGAAAGUCAUGCAUUUGCAUUUGUAAGAAAGAUGGAAAGCUCCUUCGCUGUGACGACUGCAAGUGUGAUGAAAAUGGCAAAUGUGAUAAACCGGAAUGUCUCUGUAUACCGACUGAAGGAAAACCUUGUAUUUGCCUGCGAAGCGAUGACAAAGGUAAUAUAAAGGUAUGCGAUGAUUGUUCUUGUGCCCCUGGUCAGUCUAAAGAACUGAAAUGUGACAAAUCUGGUUGCAUUUGUGUACCGACUGAAGAAAAAUCUUAUUCUUAAUUAUCCAGCGAUCAUAAAGGUACCGGGUAAUCAGAUGAUGGGAAAUUGUCGAAAACCAUAGUGCUACCAUGAUCUGUAAUUUCGGUUAUUUUGUUCUAUCAUCGUAUAUUUUAUUCAAUAAACAAUACUUUUUAUCUAA